AUGUAUAAGACAACACAAAACUAUUCAUAUGCAGGUAAAUAACUGUAAAUCAAUUUAGAUUUGCUAUGUAGAUAAGGUAUUUCAGAUAAUGGCAGAUCAAUAAUAACAAUUGAUAAAGAAAACUCUUAUGCUCUUUUGCAAAAAAAGAAAUAGCUUUAAAAUAGAGAAAGCAGCAGCUCAAGUUAAUAAAAAAAUGAAAAUCGUUCGAAUAGUGGAUUAUAGAAAUCAGCAUCACUUUAACAAUUCUAUCGUGCUUAAUCUGCUGUUGAGAAAAAUUCAUACUAAAAUCAAAAAGGAAAUUAAUAAUAAAUCAAAGAAAUGAAGAAUGUAUCAUAUCUCUUUUUGCUCUAAUAAAGUGGUUAUAAAUUAAGACACAAUUAGACAAAAUCAACCAAAGAAUAAAAUAGCAAAGGAAUUGAAUUUUUAUAAAAUGAUUGUUAUAAACAGAAACCAGUUGAAAGUUAGGCUUAUAAGAGAUUGAAUGAGAAAUUAGAAUAUUUGGAAAAAAAAUUUAAUUAAUUAAAGGAUUCAUUUGUAAAUAUAAGUGAAAAUUAAUAAGAUAAAAAAUCAGAUAGAAUACAAUAAAAACAGUAUUCAUUAGUAUCUAAAUACUUUCCUAAGAAGUUUAUUGAAUAAUAAAAGAAUAACAGUUAAGAAGAAAGAAAAGUGACCAAAGAUAUUAAAUCCAUCUUCAAUAUUUAUUCAUAAAUAAAGGAUAUUAAAAGUUCUACUUCAAAUUCCUAAUUAUUGAAAUAAACAUAAGAAAAAAAGAAUGUAUAACUAUAAGAUUUUGUAACAUAAAUAAAAAGGGAUUUUAAUAAUAAGAAUUCUUAAUUAUUAAAAGGUUCUUAUGUUCACUAAACAAAUACUAAUUUAAAUAAAUCUGAACGAUAAUCAUCAAUGGAUGCUAAAUAUUAUUAUUUUAAUAAACUUAUUGAAACAUAACCAAAUGAACCUGUAUAAAUUUUAAUAUAUUUAGUUCUUGUAUUAUAUAUCGACUGUACUCACAGCUAUAAAAAAUAAAAAACCUACAGAAAUUGAUGAACUCAUUAAAGAUCAUUUUUCAUAAACAUAUCAAGUGAAUUUAGUUUUGAUUAAUUUAGGGAUUAAUAUAUGCAAGUAGAUUAGUAAUACAAUUUGAUCCAGAUAAAGUCAUCAAUUUACCAAGAUCCAAUAAUCUAAAAACGAUAGUAUUUGAUUUAGAUGAGACAUUAAUUCAUUGCAAUUCAAAUGUUUCUAUACCAGGAGACAUAAUAUUACCAAUCACUUUUCCAAAUGAUGAAAUUGUCUAAGCUUCUAUUAAUAUUCGACCAUAUGCUAAAUAAAUAUUAUAAACACUUUCAAAACAUUUUGAGAUUAUAGUUUUUACAGCAUCACAUUCUAGCUAUGCUAAUAUAGUGAUUGAUUAUUUGGAUCCAAAAAAAUAGUGGAUUUCGCAUAGAUUUUAUAGGGAAAAUUGUCUAUAAACAACAGAGGGAGCUUACAUUAAAGAUUUAAGGUAAAAUUUAUUUAUUUUUAGAGUAUUAGGAAAUCGAAAAUUAUCUAAUGUUUUAUUAAUAGAUAAUGCUUCAUAUUCAUUUAGUAAAUAAAUUGAGAAUGGAAUUCCUAUAAUUGCUUAUUAUGAUAAUAAAGAGGAUUAAGUAAUUUAUUUUAUUAAUUUAUAGGAAUUAUUGCAUUUGGAAAAUUAUUUAUUAAAUUUCAGACAUGUUAAAGAUGUUAGAGAUUUAAAUUAAAAAUAAUUAAAAUUAAAAUAGUUCUUAGAUUAUUAAGAUUUUGAUGAUUUGUAUAAUAAUUUACAUGGUAUGUACUUUUGA
Messenger RNA from Paramecium pentaurelia, 1814 nucleotides. The record is from the annotation of a GenBank genome assembly. Lineage: Eukaryota; Ciliophora; Oligohymenophorea; Peniculida; Parameciidae.